GACUCUAUAUUUUCAUGGUUCAGAAUGUCCCAUUUUAGUGUUGUGGAGUUCACUGAUGAAUUUACAGCCGAUGAAAGGACUGUCAUUGAUGUCAUUCCUACAAGCUGGAUUACUGGACCCAAAAAGAGAUGAAUGUUUUUGGCCUACUGGUAGAACUCUCUGUAUCAGCAAGGCUGUAAAAAAACCCAAAUAACUCCUGGAGCAGACUGGGCAAAGUAUAGCAUACGCAUUAUAGGAAAUGCAGAAACAUAUGCUGCAGCAAGAGCUAAACUUAGCAGGGCCGAGGACACCUCAGAUUUACAAACCGACACUGAAAUGCCGAAGAAGCGCAAAAGAUUGCCAAAUAGAAAGUUUUUUUCUGACACAAGUGAAGAAUCAGACACUGUUAGUGAGGACGAACAACCACCCACCCCACCCGGCCAACUCAACAACAUUACCACCCAGAGCGUCGUCAGCAGACCUGACAGCCAGAGAUUCACUGUUACAGGACCAUCAAACACCGGACCAGCCGCUCAGAGAUUCCCUCCUACAGGACCAUCAAACACCGGACCAGCCGCUCAGAGAUUCCCUCCUACAGGACCAUCAAACACCGGACCAGCCGCUCAGAGAUUCCCUCCUACAGGACCAUCAAACACCGGACCAGCCGCUCAGAGAUUCCCUCCUACAGGACCAUCAAACACCGGACCAGCCGCUCAGAGAUUCCCUCCUACAGGACCAUCAAACACCGGACCAGCCGCUCAGAGAUUCCCUCCUACAGGACCAUCAAACACCGGACCAGCCGCUCAGAGAUUCCCUCCUACAGGACCAUCAAACACCGGACCAGCCGCUCAGAGAUUCCCUCCUACAGGACCAUCAAACACCGGACCAGCCGCUCAGAGAUUCCCUCCUACAGGACCAUCAAACACCGGACCAGCCGCUCAGAGAUUCCCUCCUACAGGACCAUCAAACACCGGACCAGCCGCUCAGAGAUUCCCUCCUACAGGACCAUCAAACACCGGACCAGCCGCUCAGAGAUUCCCUCCUACAGGACCAUCAAACACCGGACCAGCCGCUCAGAGAUUCCCUCCUACAGGACCAUCAAACACCGGACCAGCCGCUCAGAGAUUCCCUCCUACAGGACCAUCAAACACCGGACCAGCCGCACAGAGAUUCCCUCCUACAGGACCAUCAAACACCGGACCAGCCGCUCAGAGAUUCCCUCCUACAGGACCAUCAAACACCGGACCAGCCGCUCAGAGAUUCCCUCCUACAGGACCAUCAAACACCGGACCAGCCGCUCAGAGAUUCCCUCCUACAGGACCAUCAAACACCGGACCAGCCGCUCAGAGAUUCCCUCCUACAGGACCAUCAAACACCGGACCAGCCACACAGAGAUUCCCUCCUACAGGACCAUCAAACACCGGACCAGCCGCUCAGAGAUUCCCUCCUACAGGACCAUCAAACACCGGACCAGCCACACAGAGAUUCCCUCCUACAGGACCAUCAAACACCGGACCAGCCACACAGAGAUUCCCUCCUACAGGACCAUCAAACACCGGACCAGCCGCUCAGAGAUUCCCUCCUACAGGACCAUCAAACACCGGACCAGCCGCUCAGAGAUUCCCUCCUACAGGACCAUCAAACACCGGACCAGCCGCUCAGAGAUUCCCUCCUACAGGACCAUCAAACACCGGACCAGCCGCUCAGAGAUUCCCUCCUACAGGACCAUCAAACACCGGACCAGCCGCUCAGAGAUUCCCUCCUACAGGACCAUCAAACACCGGACCAGCCACACAGAGAUUCCCUCCUACAGGACCAUCAAACACCGGACCAGCCGCUCAGAGAUUCCCUCCUACAGGACCAUCAAACACCGGACCAGCCGCUCAGAGAUUCCCUCCUACAGGACCAUCAAACACCGGACCAGCCGCUCAGAGAUUCCCUCCUACAGGACCAUCAAACACCGGACCAGCCGCUCAGAGAUUCCCUCCUACAGGACCAUCAAACACCGGACCAGCCGCUCAGAGAUUCCCUCCUACAGCUAUAGGACCAGCCAACACCGGACCUGCCGCACAGGGAUUCACUGCUGCAGGACCUGUCGGUCAGAGAAUCGCCACCACCGAUUAUGCUAUGUUCGUCAAGCUUUUAACCCUCCUGGAGGAAGUGAAAGAGACUCAGCGAGUGCAUAGCAACAUGUUGAAUGCUUUGCUUAAGCAGCACAACCAUGAGUCAUUGCCCAAUGUUCCUGAAGAAGCUGUCUUCCCUCUAACAACAACAGAAGAAGUGGAAGCUAUGAAUGAAAAGUUGCUUGACCCAAGAUUCAUGUCUAGUGUUGUUGCAAUGGUUGCAGAUGUUGGUGGUUCUUCACUGGAUGAUGCAACAAGAAGGAUGAUGAGAUUCCUAAUUUCAAAUGAAGUGGCAAUCCAGUACAGUCUGUUUGGCCGUCAUGGCAAGAAGAGAUUUAGAGAUCUGCGCCUUUUUGAGGUCAUAUACGGUGGAUUGAAGAAGAAUUCAUUGACCAAAGAAGUCAACCAGAAACAGGCAGAAAAGGCUCUCACCAAAUGGUUCACUGGUGCUAGAGACAGGGGUGGAAACAGAGCCAUUAGAGGACAACAGGAGAAAAGACCAUCUCAAGUACAGUAAUAUUUUUUGUGC
Molecule: messenger RNA, 2631 nt
Organism: Rhinichthys klamathensis goyatoka
Lineage: Eukaryota; Metazoa; Chordata; Actinopteri; Cypriniformes; Leuciscidae
Product: basic proline-rich protein-like
Exons: 6
Coding region: 316-2619 (767 amino acids)
Source: RefSeq, a predicted model, not a curated record